CAUUUUCAUAUAAUAAUAUUAUUGCUAUAUAGUCUAUAAUAUUAUAUAUUAUAUUAUUAUUGUUUAGGCGUGUUAGUACCGACCGUCAACGGUUCAUUAAUCUCGAUUUAACAUUACAUACCUAUGUAAACAUUGGACUAUUAUUAUUGAGGGGGGGGCCGUCAAAGUGCUAGACAAGACACACGCAGCACGUGUUUAUCGGAUCAGCCUCGUUGAUUACAAUAAUUAUAAUAAUAUUGGCAGACACUGCAGCGGCAGCACGCGACGAGACCACAUCACUCGGACUAUUACCUAUAUCAUUAUUGUCGUCACCUAUCAUAUCACCAUACACAAAGGCCUCUCUCCUCGCCCCUCCCUCUCUCCAUCGGGUCAUAUGCGGUACAUAGCGAGCGUGAGUGACCGAACCGUCGUCCAUCGCAUUGUAGUCGUAGCCGAUCCGCGAUGCCGCGCGUUUACGGACCCGCUAGCAGUGCACACAUAAACAAGUCACAACAAUGAUCACUACGGUACGCGGCGGGACCGUCAAUAACGUGCAGACGACGACGCCGACGUCAUCUUCAGUGGCUGCGGCGGCGGUCGCGUCAGCCUCCGAGGAGACGGUCGUCGUCCACGAACGGCGGGCCACCGCUGCAGUCGAUGUCGACGGUGACGGCCGCAGCAGGAGCAGGAACGCGGGCACCCGAGACGCCGUGGGACGUGAGAAUUGGAAGUUGGCGCAGCACGGCGUUAACAGUACAGCUUCUGACGGGUGUCGAGACACCGCUGCCGCCGCUAAAGGUGGGUCAGCCGAUAGCGAUUGGACGAUGCAUAGUAUAUGUGAAUUAACUGAACAAGAUAGUCUGGAUGAUCAUUUUUCACACAUAAAUCGUAAACUAGUCCAAAGAUCUUCCAAAAUGGGUCGAUCUGAUGGACUUAAACUUAAAAGUAGUCGGACUCUGAUGAACCUGUUGACGAAUAGAGGGACAGACAUGUCCAUGUUACAACAUACGGAAUCUUUCCACCACUGCUGGGUGACGCUCAGCUCGUUCUACGGAAUGGUGUUGGUUAUUCUCAUGUUCGCCAUCUGUUUGAUAGAAGUUAUGGACAAUCCUGUUAAGUUAUUAUCUAUACAGGGGAUUUAUCUUAUGUACCUUUACUUGGGAAGCAUAGCCGUAAUUAUAUGCAUUUAUGUGUGGGUGCUAAUCGAUUCGUGCGUCAGCUUAACGUCRGACGAAACUGAUAUCGUCACAUCUGGCUCRUCGUCGCCAGGUGUCUUUACAUUGAGCCGGUUCAACUCAUUGAAACAAUUCAAUUCGCUGAAACGUGCGCAUAUUUCACGUUCAAAGACUUCGGACACCAGCUUCUAUUUGAGAGUAGGGGCUUUAGUAUUCGGUUUAGGAACGCUCGUAUUCAAUGGUUUGGAAAUGGCCAUGUAUUCCAUGAUGGACAUUAGUUGUUUAAACGAUGUUAUAUUCGUACAUCCAAUACUACACGGACUGUUCACAUUUUUACAGAUGCAUUUUCUUUUCAUAAAUUCCCAGGUAUUAGUCGAAAGGUUUGGUUUGGCUGCCAGAUUCGGAUUCAUGCAUUUAGCUGCCACGAACAUUGCUUUAUGGGUUCGUUUGGUAAUCUGGGAGAGUGGCAUUGAAUGGAUUUACUUCAUCCAUCUAGCACAGACAUCGAACAUUGGUAUGUCAGCAUCGACAUAUGAAUCAAGUAUUCCAACACCCUUACAACUUCGUGGAUUUCCCAGUUUUAUCACUUCGAGGCACACGCGAGACGUAAAACCAGAUUACAACGAGACGUUUAGAAAUACCAUCUACCAACCAGUAUCCGAGAACCACGUGUCACAAGUAGUAACACUUCAUCAUUGUUUGAACACUAAUUCACUCGGACAACUUUUAACAUCUUCUAUGCCAUAUCUCUAUCCAUUCAUUGUGCAAUUUAGUUUAAUAGCUGCCGGAGUUACAUAUGUUAUGGGCCAGAACGUGGGCACUUGUCCGAUGAAACCGUUGAAACGUAACAUGCAAAAACCACCGCCGUCGUCGUCGAUGUCCUCGUCAACGACGCCCAAAGACCUGCAGAAAGACUCAGCCGCUCAGCUGGGCCGGAUGUACGUGUCUCAGGGGGUGAGCUUUUCGGGCGCCAACAAGGGCCUAUUCCUUGGUCUGCUGACGUUGGUCAUGGUGAUCGUGGUGGUCAUCAUAUUUCUGGUGGUCAAGGACGAUGCGGAUUUUGCGUCAGACACACUGUUCUGGAUGACGUCCACCACGUUGGCCACCAUACUGUCCACCGGUACGCUAUUGGGUUGUGUGGGCCUCUACCAGAUUCGCAAGCUGUGCCACAACGGUAACCACCUAACAGCUUUGGACUCCAUGCUGGCCACAGUGUCGGGUGCCGGCGUCGUCUUGUACGCGGUUUUCAGCGCCAUGGUGGGCGCUGUCGGGGUGGUCACGUCGCAGCCUGGCACACCGGAACAGAAUGUGGACGUCAUGUUGACCGCCGUCAACGUGCUGCAGCUAGUCCAAGUGGYCGUACAGAGCUCACUGACCGCCGAGGCUUACAGGAGAAGCUCAUGGUCGAGACAUCAACUAUUCACCAAACCCGGCCGUCAGAUAAUCACGUACCUGCUAUGCAGCAACAUCGCUCUGUGGUUAUUCGAUUCGUUCAUUACGCAGAGUUGGAUUAGUCAAGAACGACAACUGCGUUUCAUGGGCUUACUUUUUUGGGGACUACUGUCCAGGAUAUCAUUGCCACUAGUAGUUUUCUACAGGUUCCAUUCAGGAGUACUUUUGUUACAAAUCUGGCAAAAAUCAUAUAGAUGAACACACAGGGUCAGAGGAAAUUUUAUACAUGUAUAAUUUUGUUUUUUACGAUGUGCAAUAUUAGAUAUAUUUUUUACUAUUAUUAUUUAUUGU
Diuraphis noxia (Russian wheat aphid) is the source of this 2897-nucleotide messenger RNA. Its product is annotated as proton channel OtopLc-like. Gene Ontology annotation, biological process: proton transmembrane transport. Gene Ontology annotation, cellular component: membrane. NCBI's taxonomy places the organism in Eukaryota, Metazoa, Arthropoda, Insecta, Hemiptera, Aphididae. Gene Ontology annotation, molecular function: proton channel activity. The record is from RefSeq and is a predicted model, not a curated record.